CGAUCGCGACGUCGCCCUCCCCCGUGUAACGAGGGCAUCCCGUGGCAACUUCGCGGCGUACGGCGUACUUCACCCCCUAUCCACAGAACCUGCGGAGAGUCGCGUUCUACUUGUUUCUUCCGUUCGGUAGAGCCUUCCAAUUCCUUCCCAUUCUGCUCUUUUUCUCCCCUCCUCUCCCCCUCUCCUUUCGCUCUCUUUCUCUCUUGGGAGAUUCCACUUGACCAUUCGUGCCUACCUGGAACCUGGGACCUAAACGCGCGACCACUACUCCCUCUGGAUCUGGAUGCUCGACGAAGAGUCUUUUUCUUUUGGGGCGAGUGGCGAGCGUGAAGAGCAAACGCUUUCUGACUCGAGAGUGGCAAGAGUGGAGUUUUACCUGUUAGUGUGUGUGUGAGAAUAAUUGUGUCAAUCGGAUAACGCAGCGGAAACCGCAACCGGCAUGGACGUCAGCGGGAUGAGACCGAUCUUUGGUGGAUAUCCGUUCCAAGGACAAGGACGGAUGAAUCAGCUAGGUGGAGUGUUCAUCAACGGGCGACCACUUCCUAAUCACAUUCGUCUGAAAAUCGUAGAAAUGGCCGCCGCGGGUGUCCGUCCUUGUAUGAUCUCCAGACAGCUCCGAGUCUCGCACGGGUGCGUCUCGAAGAUCCUGAAUCGAUAUCAGGAAACCGGAUCCAUUCGCCCGGGCGUGAUCGGCGGGAGCAAACCGCGAGUGGCCACGCCGGAAGUCGAGGCGAGGAUCGAGGAGCUAAAGAGGGACAAUCCGGGAAUAUUCUCCUGGGAGAUUAGAGACAAACUCGUGAAGGAAGGUUUUUCGGAUCCACCAAGCGUCAGCUCCAUUAGCAGACUCCUUCGGGGUGGCGGCAAGUCGGGAGAUGACGGCAAAAAGGAUUACACUAUCAACGGCAUAUUAGGCGGUCGUUGCGGUGACGAUUCCGACACGGAAAGCGAGCCGGGCAUUCCACUAAAGCGAAAGCAACGCCGAAGCAGAACAACGUUCACCGGAGAACAGCUCGAACUGCUGGAAACUGCGUUCCAACGAGCACAAUACCCAGACGUUUACGCCAGGGAGGAAUUAGCUCAGAGAACUGGACUGACGGAGGCGAGGAUUCAAGUGUGGUUCAGCAAUCGCAGGGCGCGACUCCGCAAGCACACCGGCAGCAUAGCGCACUCGGUGACGAACCUGCCGUUGACGCCUUGCCAAUACGCCAGCCACGAGCUCGUCCAGAUACCGCAAAUGCCACAGAUGCCAGGUGGAAUACCUCAGGUACCCACAACGUUGCAUCACAGCCCGACGACGCUGCAUCAGGCGCCCAGCAGCGUUCACCAAGUCCCAACCGGCAGCACCGCCAUCGCCCAAAUGGCUAGCACGAUGGCCCAGGUGCCCACCACGAUGAGCGGCGCCCUUCAGGGACACGCGGUUACCAUUUCCGGUCAUAUCGGCUCGCUUCCGGGACACACGGCCUCCAUGCAACUCGCGCAGGUAUCGACAAUGCAGCCACCCGCCGCGCACGGCGCGCCUACGUCGCUUUCGCACAACGCUGGUAACACCGAUUGGUCCAGGGCGCAGCUCGGCUGGGCUGGACAAUUUAAUCAUUUUCAGAGCAGCGAGUACGGUUCAGGUCACACUGGUAGUCAUCAGCACACGAAUUCUCAGAGUCAAUCCUCGAGUACCUCAAAUACGGCGGGUUCAACAUCGGACUGGUACGAUCAAGGUUACGAUUACGCUCAGCACGCUCAGCUUAAUUAUCACCGUAGCGUGGGUGGAAUAUUUUAG
This is a messenger RNA of Monomorium pharaonis (pharaoh ant), 1774 nucleotides long. RefSeq names its product protein gooseberry-neuro. The transcript has 6 exons. The coding region runs from base 440 to 1774 and encodes 444 amino acids. The record is from RefSeq and is a predicted model, not a curated record. Lineage: Eukaryota; Metazoa; Arthropoda; Insecta; Hymenoptera; Formicidae. Gene Ontology annotation, biological process: regulation of transcription by RNA polymerase II; anatomical structure development. Gene Ontology annotation, molecular function: RNA polymerase II cis-regulatory region sequence-specific DNA binding; DNA-binding transcription factor activity, RNA polymerase II-specific.